GAUUAAAUUAGAAUUACAAAAGUCUUUCAUUUGUUUCUGGUUUGGAUAAUUUCUUAUUUGUUUUCCCUUCUCUUAUGUCAUGGUUGCUUGAAUAACGAAUGAGUGUUAUAGAAAACCAUGUCAAUCAACUCAAUUGGAGGGUUGGAAACUUGGAGUAUGCAUUGAAAGAAGUGAAGGACCUCAUAAUUAAGUCGAUGAAAACAGGGGAUGGUAAUCGAGGAUGUUCCCCGAGUUCCCCAUUCUUUAUCAACGACGAUAGCCUAAAGGGUAAUCGAGGAUGUUCUCCGGAUUCCCCAUUCUCUAUCAACGAUAACAGCCUAAAGGGUAAUCGAGGACAUUCUCCGUUCUUAACUCCAGUCGGGAAUUCUGUGAAAAGGAAAUUGAUUAUUGACCAGGAUGAAAGCGGAGUAGUCCCGGAUGAUGAUGAUGAUGGUCCAACAAUCAACAUUAGAGAUAUUCGCUUCACGGCAUCCCAGUUCCCUGAUGGGAUGGACACUUUAAUGGAAUUCCCAAUUCUUGAUGUGGUCAAUAAAAAGAAAAAAGAUCCUGUGACGAGUUCGGUGGAAAAGAAAACAACCGAGAAGGCUCCAACUAAGAAGAGUCCUGACAAUACAGGCGGCAUAACGUACGAUGCUAAUCAGCCAGAGAGAAAAAUUACAAAAAGAAGAGGAACUCGUCUUUGUAACAAAGAUAAACAACUGGAAGAGGAGACUAAUGUUGGUUCAGAGCAAUCAGGAGAAAAUGAAGUCAUUAUGGAACGUGUACCUCCAGAAAAACCAAACAGGGGCAGACCGCCCAAAAGUCCUGCAGUUAUGAAGGAAGGUCUACCUCUAGAAAAACCAAAGAGGGGAAGACCACCAAAAAGUCCUGGUGUUAUUAACCCUAGAGAGGAGGUAUAUCCCUGUUUUAUUUUCACAGUUAGGGAUGCUAAUGAGCCGAGUCGAGCUCGAGUUUGGCUAAGCUCGACUCGAACUCGAAAACUCAUAGUUAAACUCGACUCGACUCGAAAACUCGCGAGCUUAAAGUUUUCAAACUCGACUCGAACUCGAAAACUAAACCCGAGCUCGAACUCGACUCGAAAUCGGCUCAAAAUCAGCUCGAAAACUCAAAGCCGAGCUCAAAAACUAAACUCAAGCUCGAACUCGGCUUGAACUCGACUCGAAGUCGGCUCGAAAACACAAGCACUCAAGCUAAAACUCGACUCGUAAUCGAUUUGAAAACCCAAAAUUGAGCUUAAAUUCGACUUAAAUUAAAUUUAAAUCUUAUAAAAAGUAAGUUUAUACCCCAAAUCAAUAUAUCCAUUAGCCCAAAUGAAAGCCCAAUGGAAGUGAUUUGUACACUUUCAUACUCAAAGAGUAAUACUUAUAACCCUUUUCCCCUUUCCUCCCUCACUUAUUUACCAAUGUGGGACAAAGUUAAUAUAAUAUUUUCUUCUUUCCUCCCCCACUUAUUUACCCAUGUGGGACAAAAUUAAUAUACUUAUUUCCUUCUUUCCUCCCUUGUUUAUGUACCAACGUUGGAGUAACGGUAGAAGACAUUUUGACUGCCAAAUAGUGUAAUCCAUAUAGCCGAAUUACAUUUUUUUUUGUCCUUAAUAACUUAUUCAUCCAUUUUAGGAAGAAAAAAAAUAUUUUUAUUAAAGAAUUAAAAAACAUAAAAUGAUGAAUAAAAAUGAUAAAAUAAAACAUUUAUAUUUUUAUAACAGUUUUUAUUAUGUAUAUAUAAUUCGAGCUUCUCGAGCUUUUCGAGUCGAGUAUCAAGUUGCUCGACUCGACUCGUUAAAUUUUCGAGUCGAUCUCGAGCUCGAGUCGAGCUGAUUCGAGUCGAGUUUUGACCGAGCUUUGACCGAGUCGGGUUCGAGUAGCUCGCGAGUUCGGGGAGCUCAUAAGCACCCCUAUUCACAGUAAACGUUGUGAUUUUUUCUUGUAAUUUUGAUCACCACCUAAUAGAUAAGGAACACUGUUUGGCCAUUGGAUGUGCUUCUUUUUGAGUUGUGCGGGAUGGGCCACGACUUAGUGAAGUAUUCUCAUCACCCCAGGUAGAUUUGAGAGAUCCAGAUAUGGUAAUAUCCGUGAACGUACUUGGUCAUCACCUAGAGAAUGUGGAUUUUUUUUAACAGUCUCUUUUUAUACGCUUUAAUUGGGACAACAACAAUGAUGUGCAGGAAGCAUCAUCUCCCAUUCAAACUUUGCAACGAAUGAAGCAGGUGAACCAGGUUAUUCAUACAAGUGAUCACACCAACAUAUCAGCGGAAGGCCCAAGUCCUAUCUACCUAGACUGCUUGAGUUCCCUAACUCCAUUGGAAAGACAAAUAUGCCAACAUAUAGCUCGAGAGAACACCGGCUACCCUGCAUACUGGCCCCCAGGUUACCAAAUGUACCUCACAUUUGGAGAAUCGCAUGUUGUGUACCCAGACUCAAGAGUUACAGGCCACAUACGUAUUACUAUUGGCGUUGAAUAAUCUAAUAGUAUCAAAUUGUUUGUUAACACAAUUUUUUAAUUGCAGUUUAUUGACAUGUACUUGUAUGAUCUGGAACGUCGCGCACCGCAUGAAGGGAAUACGAAGUUGAUUUUGCCGACUUUAUUCCAGGCUGUUGUUCUGAAAAAUGAUGUACGUAACGCGUAUGUGGCUAACGAAAACUUAAUUCAACAUGCUUGGGAACGUACCGCUUCAUAUCUACCUGAUGAUUUGACCCAGAUUAGCACGUUUUAUACAAUUGUUCAAUGCCGUUCCUUAAAUUACAACUAGUUAUUGUAAUAAUUUUGUUUGUUUGGUGAUUGUAGGUGUACAUUCCUGCAUAUGAUUUUCAAAAUGAAUCCUGUGAGCAUUGGUUUUUGUUGGUCGUCAAAAUACAUGAUAAAGAGGUGUGGAUUAUGGAUUCUAUUGGUGUUUCGAGUUCACGAUUCACUCUCGCAUUAGAUCUGAUAAGGAAGGCGUCAGAAGUAUUCAAGAAUCAUAGGUUGAAUGCAGUUUUUCAAGAUGUUGCACACUUUUCUUAUAAUAAACCUCAAUGCAAGAUCCAACCGAACGGACAUGAUUGUGGCAUGUAUGUAAUCAAGUAUAUCGAAGAUGGAAACGUUCAUGAUAUACCUAACAUAUCCUAUACGCCAAAUUGCAGACGGCCGAGAUGCUGGUGGAACGACUAAAAUGUUUGGCCAAGCUCGUCUCAAGUAAGUUCAAUGAUCGCGCCAUUGUCGAACGAUUGUCUUCUGAAGUUUUCAAGUAAUUCCAGUUCGCGAGUAAGAAAAAUUUGACGUACAUGUAUAUUUUGGACAGCAACGUAGCAUGUCAUACUGUAACCGUUUUGGAAUGAUAGUUAAACCGAAACCUUUUGGAUCCAUAGUUAGAUUAAUGAUACCUUUUGGAAUGCAACGUCCUUGUAUGAUUUGGAAACAAUGUAAACAAAGUAACUUACUGAUCAAUUUAAUAGUAGCCAAGUACAUGUUAAUGUU
Messenger RNA from Spinacia oleracea (spinach), 3453 nucleotides. RefSeq lists its product as uncharacterized. Lineage: Eukaryota; Viridiplantae; Streptophyta; Magnoliopsida; Caryophyllales; Amaranthaceae. The transcript has 6 exons. The record is from RefSeq and is a predicted model, not a curated record. Bases 99 to 1151 code for a protein of 350 amino acids.